AUGACACGGCGCCCGUCCGCGACACCAAGUGCGGCGCCGCCACCGCCGACGAUCUGCAGCUGGGGCGGCGCCACCCACGCGUACAACUACAACCUCACCACGGUGCUGCCGGGGCCGCGCCAGUGCUUUCCGAAUGUCUACGGCGUUGGCGCGCCGCUCGAGUUUCCGUACCCGCGCAGCAGCUACCACUACGAUCUCGACCCGCCGGUCGUCGGUCCGCGGAUCACGGCGCAGUGGUCGAGCCGACAAAUUAACUCGACGCUGCAAACGUUCGACUACGAGACGUUCGAGUCGAGUGGCGGCGACCUCCUGUACGAAGCGCUCCCGGACGCGCCGGGCGUCUACACCUACGCCGUGCAGGCGUUCGACUACAAGCAGAGCCAAGCGUCGCCGGUCUGCACAGCGUGCUUGGCCGUCACCGACUACGUGCGGCCGUACGCCGUCCUGCCGCGCGACGGUCUCUGCGGCGCGACGAUGACGCGCAACUACUCGGUCGACGCGCUCCACGCCGCCGACGACCAAGUGCAUCGGCUGCUCGCGUUUCGGCGCACGGCCGCCAACAACGACGCGUGCAGCGGCCGCCGGUGUGACACGGUGCGCGUCAUACAAACGAGCUUCCUGAGCGCGUUCCCGACGUCCGUGCUCGAUGGCGCCGCGACGGCCGUGGACGCGACCCCCGACGGGUGGCUCGGGUGCCUCCGCGCGCCGCUCUCGGACCGCGAACGCCAGCGGCUCACGACUCCACUCGCCUUCGUGACCGACGCCCGCGUGUGCCAGCGCACGUGCAGCUACUUUGUCAGCCUCCAAGAGCUCUACACGCCGUUCACGUGCAACGCCAAGGUGGCGCCAACGCCCGUUUGCGCCGGCGACGCGUUCGAGACCUGCAGCGUCACGCAGUCGCUCGUGCUGCCGAGCCACGACCUCGUGUCGAGCGCGACCGUCGCGCUCACGCCCAACGGACCGUACCUGGUCGACCCCGAGGUAGCGUUUCCGGGUGCCGGGUACCUUGGCCCGUCGGCGCGCCACGUGCAUUUAGUGCUUCCGUGCUACCCCUCGAAUGCGUCGUUCGCCACCUACUGUGAUGACGAGGUGCGCUGGCGCGUCAGCGACAUCUUUACCUUCUCGACGACCUUGGCGCCGUCGCAGCACUGGGAGUUUGACGCGGCGGCGCGUCUCGUCACGUGGUUCGUGCAGCAGGGCGACCGAUGGGUCGCAGUCGACGACUCGAAGGCGCUGACGUUUAGCAAGUUUCAGGACACGCUCACCUUUCGGGCCAUGACGGCGUGCGGCCAAGUGUCGACCGACGUGACGUGGACUGUCUACUCGCACCGCGCCGAAGCCAUCAGCAUUGACGCUUGGUGGAACAGCCUCUGGAGCUGCAGCGCCUGCAACGAACCCGGCGCCGACUUUGGUGUCUGCCGCUUCCGGCUGGACCCGACCAGUGCGCUCCACAAGGCGAUGCUGGAGCCGCCGCCUCCGACCAAGGCUCUUAUAACCAAAAAGCCCACGAGCGGCCAGCGACCGUCGACAUCCAAGCUCUGUCAGUACCGCUGUCCGAGCACGAAUCGCCAACAGACGUGUGUGCGCGGGUGUCUUGCGGGCGGCGCGUGCGACACGUCGGCUCUGCCGGGCGCGUGCGCCAAGCGCCGAGGCGCCGUGUGGUGCGGCGCCGACGGCAUGUCUGCCAACCUGCUUGAGGCGCCCACGUACUCUCUACUUGGUAUCGACUGCGCGUGGCAGUAUGCGAACGCGACGAUGGCCAACUGGAGCAUUCCCGUCGACGCGGCCAUGGACACGGCGUUUGCGAUCAAACUGCUUAACCGACCGACGACAACGAUUCGCGUCUUUUGCACCUUUCAGUUCCAGCCCCACACGGGCGAGCCGGUCGUCACCAAGACACGGUCGCUCAGCGUCGACAUGCAAAACUGCGACCGACCGCGCUUCGACUCGCACGCGCUAUCGUUCGUCAAGGACAACUGCGACGCGUCGUGGGCAUUGGAUCAACGCCGGGAGCCAGCGCCGGCGCAGGCGUGCGGCGGCCAUCUCUUCUCUUGA
Molecule: messenger RNA, 2055 nt
Organism: Saprolegnia parasitica CBS 223.65
Lineage: Eukaryota; Oomycota; Saprolegniomycetes; Saprolegniales; Saprolegniaceae
Exons: 2
Coding region: 1-2055 (684 amino acids)
Source: RefSeq, a predicted model, not a curated record